CAAACGUCAAUGUCAAAGAUCCUAAUUAAAAAGAGGAUAAAUUUAACCUUACUUUAAAUUCUAAAAACAUUGAAUCGAAUAAACAUUUAACACAUUUAAUGUAAUGAUUAUACAUUAUGGUUCAAUUAACCACAAGAAUAUUUGGUAAAAUAAGGCAAUCGACGAGACAAUACUUAAAGCAAAGUUUUCGUGACAAUUUACGAGUGUAUGUCCAAGGGGGCGCCGGAGGAAACGGUUACCCCAAAUUUGGUGGCGUGGGAGGUAAAGGAGGCGAUGUAAUCGGAGUAGCAAAAGAAAAUUAUAAUUUAGAAGAUGUGUACAAAGCUAACAAAAGCAAACGGUAUAUGGCCAAAGGGGGCCGUCAUUCGACGCACAAUUUCAUUUUAGGCACGCCCGGGGAGGACCUCAAAUUCGACUUGCCCGUUGGGGUUAUCGUUGUGACUGACAUGGGGAAAAAAUUAGGAGAACUCAACGAGGUCGGCGAGGAAUUAGUAUUGGCCAAAGGGGGCACAGGGGGUCACGAGAAAAACGGCUUUUUAGGUACCAAAGGUCAAGCCUACCCGGUGAGACUCGAUUUGAAAUUAAUUGCCGAUAUAGGCCUAGUAGGCUUCCCGAACGCCGGCAAAAGUACCAUUUUAAAAGCCGUAUCCCACGCUAAACCUAAAGUAGCCAGUUACCCUUUUACAACUAUAAAACCUAACGUCGGAAUUCUACAAUACAAAGAUCACAGGCAUAUAUCUAUGGCUGAUUUACCGGGGCUCAUCGAAGGGGCACACAUUAACAAAGGAAUGGGUCACGAAUUUUUAAAACACGUCGAAAGAACUAAGAUGAUUCUUUUCGUAGUGGAUAUUAAUGGUUUCCAAUUGAGUCCUCAAUAUCCGCACAGGACGUGUUUAGAGAACGUUAUUCUUUUAAUAAAGGAACUGGAAUUGUAUAAUAAAGAUUUACUAGCAAAACCUGUGAUGCUGGUGGUUAAUAAAAUGGAUACAGAAGGAGCACUUGAUAAAUACAAUGCUGUUAAAGGGCAAUUAAAAAAUCUACAAAGUAUAUUAUCAGAUUUCCCAGAGGAAGUAAGGCCAGAAACUCCAGUAAAAUUCUACGAAAUAAUACCAAUGUCCGCAAGGGACAGUCUGGAAAACGUAGAUUAUUUAAAACAAAGAUUAAGAGACAUGCUGGACGUGAUAGCGGAGCAACAGAAAGAAAACGAACCGGAAAUCGAAGAUCUCAAACAUUUAAAAGAGAAAGGACCCGUCAAAAUAUAAUUCAAACAAAUAUAUUAUAGAAUAAAAUGUUUUACUUUAUAGUCGUGCCUGUAUAAAUUCCUAACGGUAA
Phyllotreta striolata is the source of this 1332-nucleotide messenger RNA. NCBI's taxonomy places the organism in Eukaryota, Metazoa, Arthropoda, Insecta, Coleoptera, Chrysomelidae. The record is from the annotation of a GenBank genome assembly.